AUGAAGAUAUCUUAUAUCUUGUAUCUAGGAGAACUGUAUGAUGAAUCCAAUGCUCUGGCUUCUCCUCUACCUCUUGAAGUAGAGAGAACUAUUCAGGACGUAGGACGCUUUGUGCAGCGCAACCGACUUAGUUUUGAUCUGAAUACAGAGAAAACUUUCCAGGAUCUAGGACAAUCAAUCUCCUCACAGCGAGCCUUUGAGAAGCUGGGACAAAACGUUCAAUCUCUGAAAAUUCAAGACUCCGGAGAUAUCCAAUAUUUGAACGAAAUCUCUGAUCCAACCCUGAAAGCUGAACCUCAGUUAAUUCUUCACAAAACUGAGAUUAUCUCUAGAGAAUCGGAGCAACUAGUUCGUGAGCCCCACCAGAUUAUCAAUCAAGAAACCUUCCAGCUUUUAGAGCCAGAGAUACGCGACCUACCCGAGGAGCUGACUCCAGAGCUGGAAUUUGAGGAACUCGAUCCAGAGCUGAGGAACCCUGGUGUGAACCCACUGGAGACAGAAAACCUGAAACCAGAACUGAGAACUCAGGAAAUCGAACUGAUAAAUCAGGCAGAUGAGCUGAUAACAGAGCAACCCGAGCUGAUAACAGAGAACCCCGAGCAGAUAGAGCUGAUAAGUGAUAAUGAGAAGCUGUUAACCCUAGGGAUGCAGGAGAACAACCGAAACCCGGAGGAGCAGGUUUCAACAAACCCAGAAAACCAGGUUUCACAGAACCCGGAGCAGAUCAAACAGGAUGAAUUAUUACAGCAUAAAAUGGAUUUGAUCCUGGAGGCUGAGGAGCUAAACAGAGAACUAAAAGCACUGCGGCUAGAAGCUCUUGCUAUGGAUAAGUCUGAACUAAAGAAUUUAGAUCUGGAUAUAGACCUAGAAAAAAGUCUGCUUAAUCAGGAUACAAGUUUUUUCAACCCGGAUACAGAUAAACUAAACCCGGAUACAGAUCUACUAAACUUGGGCACGGUUCUACUAAACCCGGAUACAAAUCUACUUAAGGAAGAUGAGCUGAAUUCAAGUUCCCUGUCAAUUCUGUCUUCAAGCGACGAUGAGGAUUUUCUGACAAACUUCAAAACUCAAGAGUUUGCGGAUUUUGUUGAUUUCAGCCAUCUUUGAAUAUCUCUAGUCAUUGUUACACAUCUAGUCACUUCGCUCUAGUUAUAGUCUUUUUUGUUAUAGUUGUACUUUUAGUUUUUGUUAGUUAUUUAAUAAAAGAAGUAGUUUA
Eurytemora carolleeae is the source of this 1216-nucleotide messenger RNA. Its product is annotated as A-kinase anchor protein 9. Bases 1 to 1107 code for a protein of 368 amino acids. NCBI's taxonomy places the organism in Eukaryota, Metazoa, Arthropoda, Copepoda, Calanoida, Temoridae. The transcript is spliced from 3 exons. The record is from RefSeq and is a predicted model, not a curated record.